AUGCCAUCCUUCUCACGUAUUGCGACUGCUGUUCUAGCAGCCGCUGUCACUUUCGGGACUACUCUUGCUCAAGACCUAGUUAAAUACACAGACCCAGACACGGGGAUCGAGUUUGGCACAUGGGCUCAGGGUGACCAGACGUUUGGUCUUGCACUACCCGAGGAUGCAUUAACCAAGAACGCCGAUGAGUACAUUGGUAUACUGCAAUGCUCUACGGGUUGGUGUGGUAUCUCCCAUGGAGAGUCGGGACAGAUGACGCAGGCCUUGCUGCUCAUUGCUUGGCCGUAUAAAGACCAAGUCCUCACAUCUUUCCGAUUCGCAACUGGGUACAACCUCCCAGGAGUUUAUACCGGAAACGCAACCCUGACUCAGAUCUCAUCGAAGGUGACCGAAACUGGCUUCGAGGUUAUUUAUCGAUGCCAGAACUGCUUCGCUUGGGAUCAGGAAGGUUCCAGCGGUCACGUUGAAACCAGUGGUGGACUACUCGUCGUAGGACGAGCCUCGGCAAAGACUGUUCCUACUAACCCCGAGUGCCCUGCCAACAUCAAAUUUGUGCAACAUGAAGCCUUCGGACAGUUUGGUGCUCCCUUGGAUGGUAUUGCGAAUGCGAAGUACCCCGAAUGGGCUGCAUUGGCAACGAAGGACGUCCCCGGCGAAUGCGCUCCUAGUGAUCCCGGCAGCCCACCACCGACGGGUCGUGUCUGUGCUAAGGAGAUGGCCGGUCAAUCGUUCGACUACAUCGUGGUCGGUGCUGGAGCCGGCGGUAUCCCCAUAGCCGACCGAUUAAGCGAGAAGGGUUACAGUGUUCUGUUGGUUGAGAAGGGGCCGCCGUCCGCAGGAAGAUGGGGCGGAAAUAUGAAGCCUCUCUGGCUCGAGAAGACGGAUCUUACGCGAUUCGACGUUCCGGGUCUUUGCAACCAAAUUUGGGUUGAUUCAGAUGGUGUCGCUUGCUUAGAUACCGAUCAAAUGGCUGGAUGUGUCCUCGGUGGAGGCACAGCUGUUAACGCUGGCUUAUGGUGGAGGGCAAACCCGAAGGAUUGGGACGAGAACUUCCCUGCUGGGUGGCAUAACUCGGAUCUCAAGGCUGCCACAGACCGAGCAUUCCAGCGCAUUCCUGGAACCACAAGGCCCUCUCAGGAUGGUGAACUAUAUAUGCACCAGGGAGUCGACGUUAUCUCUAGCGGGUUAGAGAAGGCGGGAUGGAAGAAUGUGCCCGUCCCUAACGACGCCCCGACUCAGAAGAACCAUACUUUUGGUGCUACAACAUAUAUGUUCUCUAACGGUGAGAGAGGUGGCCCCAUGGCUACUUACCUGGUUACCGCCGCCAAGCGUGAUAACUUCGCGCUUUGGAUGAACACUCCUGUUAGGAGAGCUCUUAGGACAGGCGGCCAUAUUACCGGAGUUGAGCUAGACUGCACUGUAGAAGGAGGCGGGUACGGUACCGUCAACGUUACCGCGAAUACUGGGCGCGUUAUCGUUUCGGCUGGGACGUUCGGCUCGGCUAAGUUCCUUCUUAGGAGUGGUAUUGGUCCGGCCGAUCAACUUGAUAUCGUUGCUGCUUCAGCUUCAGAUGGUAAAUCGUUCAUUGGAAAAGAGGAUUGGAUUGAUCUGCCAGUCGGUCAUAACCUAAUGGACCAUGUCAACACCGAUACCUACUUCACCCACCCAGAUGUCGUAUUCUAUGACUUCUACGAGGCAUGGGACACACCGAUUCCCGCGGACAAGCAGAAGUAUCUCGCCAACCGUACCGGUAUUCUAGCACAAGCUGCUCCUAACAUCGGGCCUGUGUUUUGGGACGAAAUCGAAGGCGAGGAUGGCGUAGUCCGUCAACUCCAAUGGACGGCUCGUGUCGAAGGUUCCGAGCUGACGAACACCACCAACACGAUGAUUAUGAGUCAAUAUCUCGGAAGAGGUCAGACUUCUCGCGGUCGCAUGACAAUCAACGCCGGCCUGAGCACGGUUGUCUCAACCCCGCCCUAUCUCCGAGACCCGAAUGACAAGGCAGCUGUUAUCAAGGGUAUUGAGAACCUACGAAACGCUCUAAGCACCGUGAAGGAUCUCGAAUUCCGACUCCCGGCCACAAACCAAACCACAACGUCCUAUGUUGACGCCAUUGAGGUGACGUCCGCUAAGCGUCGCUCAAACCAUUGGAUGGGUACUGCUAAGUUAGGACCGGACGAUGGCCGCGAGGCGAGUGGCACGUCUGUCGUUGAUCUUAACACCAAGGUCUACGGUACCGACAACCUCUUCGUCGUUGAUGGAUCAAUCUUCCCCGGUAUGGUGACCGGAAACCCUUCAGCUAUGAUCGUGACCGCGGCAGAAUUCGCCGCCGAGAAGAUCUCGGCUCUGUCGCCGAAGGGCCCUACAAAAGCGCCCCAGAACACCGGAGGACAGAUCAUUACCCUGCCAUAG
Daldinia childiae is the source of this 2412-nucleotide messenger RNA. Its product is annotated as Cellobiose dehydrogenase. Lineage: Eukaryota; Fungi; Ascomycota; Sordariomycetes; Xylariales; Hypoxylaceae. Gene Ontology annotation, molecular function: oxidoreductase activity, acting on CH-OH group of donors; flavin adenine dinucleotide binding. The transcript is spliced from 10 exons. Bases 1 to 2412 code for a protein of 803 amino acids. The record is from RefSeq and is a predicted model, not a curated record.